Pieris macdunnoughi is the source of this 207-nucleotide messenger RNA. The record is from the annotation of a GenBank genome assembly. Lineage: Eukaryota; Metazoa; Arthropoda; Insecta; Lepidoptera; Pieridae.
AUGGAGACGGCAAAGCUAUGUCGCGCCUCUACAAUUCACACACACAACCUUACCCGACACCCUAUUCACAAACACGAAAGCGAGCUUCCAAGUUCACUAAAUAAACGAACACAAACGCAGCCGCGUACGGACAACGUCUACCCCCUGUCCGUGAGACGUUCGAGAGGGACGGCAAUAUCAACAAUGCAUUACCGCGUUCGAGCGUAA